AUACAGGCACAUAAUUCUGAACUUAAAACCCCUAUACUUAUUUUUUUAUAUUUUAAAAUUCGAAUAAAAAAUAUUUUUGGAAUGUCGUAGUCGCGGGAAAUUUAAUCGCUUAGCGGGAAACGAAAUAAAAGUGUAACGGAAUUUCAAAGUAGAUAAUUUUGCAAAAUUGUGAUUGAAUCAUAAUGUCCGACUCAAAAAAAGGCUGUAAAUCAAAAUUUAUUACGAAAAAUGUCACUGAUUUAUUAAAUGAAAGUCAAUUCGUUAAAAAUAAAAAGAAACCACUGAAACGACAAAAACUAGAUGCCACUGAAGAGGAAGAGGACAUUUCCAAUCUAAUUGGUUUGUAUCAAGCAAAUGCAAAAAAGAAUAAACCUGAAGCAGAAUUUGAUGCUAAGGAAUCACGACAAAAGUUGCUGGAGGUUAUGACACAGCAACUAGAGACAAGAAAACAAGUUAGCUCAAACUUCUUGAAAAGUUUAUUGGACAUUAUAAGUCAAUUGGAUGCUGACUACGAAGUAUUGAAGGAAAAUGAACAAAAACUUGAACACCUUGCUGGUGUAUUCGUAAAGUGCAUAAAACAAACUAGUUCGGCUCAGAGGCAGAAUCUUAAGGCUUUGAAGGAUAUUCAAGCAUUGUUUAAGAAAGAGUGUGACCAAAUGGAGACUGAUCAUAAAGCUGAAACGGGUAAACUAGCUGAUGAGUUAGAAGCAGACAUGAGCAAGCUCCAACAGCAGCUCAUAGCAGAAACCAAACGCAAGCAGUUUGAAAACUUGCGAAGAACUAUUUUUCAUGCCAUUCAGAAUGACUUGUAAUUUGAUAAGAUUCAUUGUAUUUUGUUUAACUUGUGCCUUAUGUGUAUAAUCGCAAUAUUUUUAAUACAGACUUCUUUAUUUUAACCUUUCUAUAAUAAAAUGUUACUUCAGUACAUGAAAUAAUUAAAAUAUUUCUUUUUAUACUUUUUGUUAUUAUUUAUUAUCUUACUUUUUGAACUUUUGAGUACCUAUAAUAAAAUAGCCAUGUUUCUUGCUACCUACAGGAGUAUUAUUCCUUAUUCUAUGGUAUAGCGUGGAAGGCCUCCUGAUUCGCGGCGCAAUGAAGCCCGACGAUCGCCCAGUGUGGUUCGACGUUUACAGAGCUUUCCCGCCAAUUGUAGAGCCCAAGUUUGCUAAACCCAAACCAGAAAUUAAACCUAUAA
This is a messenger RNA of Pectinophora gossypiella (pink bollworm), 1195 nucleotides long. It is a transcript of the gene mRpS23, whose product is annotated as 28S ribosomal protein S23, mitochondrial. Lineage: Eukaryota; Metazoa; Arthropoda; Insecta; Lepidoptera; Gelechiidae. Gene Ontology annotation, molecular function: structural constituent of ribosome. Gene Ontology annotation, biological process: translation. The coding region runs from base 183 to 812 and encodes 209 amino acids. The transcript has 4 exons. The record is from RefSeq and is a predicted model, not a curated record. Gene Ontology annotation, cellular component: ribosome; mitochondrion.